UCUGCUGCUCCUCCAUCCCAACCUAAAGCUGAUCAGUUUGGUGGUCCACCCCAGCAAUGGCAACAUGGCAUUCCUCCUCCAACCGAUGGUGGAGCAACAUUGCCUCCCAAGCCAAGUCCACCCCCCGGAGUUCUGUUGAAUCAGCAAGCAUCUCCUCCUAUGUAUUCUACAAGUGGCACAAGUUUGGAAUCUGAGAGACAAUACCACGCACCAUCUCCUGCCAUUGCCUUUGGACUGUCACAAAGCUCGUUUACAUAUGAAGAACUUGCAUUUGCAACAAAUGGAUUCUCAGACUCAAAUCUUCUUGGUCAAGGUGGUUUUGGCUAUGUUCAUAAAGGAGUCCUCCGAAAUGGAAAAACUGUUGCAAUUAAGCAGCUGAAAUCUGGAAGCAGACAGGGGGAGCGUGAGUUCCAGGCUGAAGUGGAGGUCAUUAGUCGAGUCCAUCACAGACAUCUUGUUUCCUUAGUUGGAUACUGCAUUGCUGGAGUCCAGAGGAUGCUUGUCUAUGAGUUUGUCCCAAACAAUACACUAGAAUUCCAUUUACAUGGAAAAGAUAGAACAACAAUGGACUGGGCAACAAGGAUGAAAAUUGCUAUUGGAUCUGCAAAGGGAUUGGCUUAUCUGCAUGAGGACUGUCACCCAAAAAUCAUACAUCGUGACAUCAAGGCAUCAAACAUUCUUCUUGAUGACAAUUUUGAGGCGAAGGUUGCAGAUUUUGGACUUGCCAAAUUUUCAUCAGAUGCUGAGACCCACGUCUCCACUCGAGUAAUGGGAACCUUUGGAUACCUGGCUCCAGAAUAUGCUGCCAGUGGGAAGCUCACUGAGAAGUCAGAUGUCUUCUCCUUUGGUGUUGUGCUUUUGGAGUUGAUUACAGGGCGAAGACCUGUUGAUAAAACUGAGUCUUUUGCAGAUGACAGUAUGGUUGAGUGGGCAAGACCUUUGCUUUCUCAAGCUAUGGAAAAUGGCAACUUCGAUGCUCUUGCUGAUCCAAGGUUGCAGAAUAGCUACAACUCUGAUGAGAUGCUUCGAAUGAUUGCCUGCGCUGCAAAUUGUGUGCGCUAUUCAGCUAGGCAUCGGCCUCGAAUGAGCCAGGUAGUUCGGGCUCUAGAAGGCAAUAUUUCUUUGGAUGACCUGAAUGAGGGGAGCACACCUGGGCACAGCAGAGCACUUAGUUCCUUCGAAAGUUCAGGUUAUGAUGCUGGCCAAUACAAUGAGGACCUAAAGAAGUUCAGGAAGCUGGCACUAGAGCAAGAAACUAGUGAAUACAGUGGCCCCAGUAGCGAUUAUGGUCAACAACGGUCUGCCUCAAGCAGUUCGGGCCCGCAAAAUACGCAGGAGAAAUAAUGGGGAAUGUGGAACUGGAGAUUCGCUGAGUUUCGGUGGAAGCCUUUGAGUCUUUGGCUGAUAAUUAUUACGAGUUGAGGGAGGAGGAUUGGCACUUCAUUUGUUGAAAAAUGAACACCUGAGUCGUUGGUAAAUAUAAUUUGUUGGUAGAUUUUGCAGGUUCAGCGUACAAAUUGGUUUGUUCGUUGAUUUCAACAAUUUAAUUUUUCCCUCAGAAGUAAGAUUCUCUUGGGCAAUGUAAUUGAAAUGAGUGUAAGCUGGUUUCACCCUGGAAGCAGACAUCUGCUGAACAAAAGAAAGCCGCAACAUUGAGUGUCUUGAGACGAAGGGGUGGAUCUGAAUUUGUUUGGUUUCCUUUGUAAGGAUGCGUUAUACAAUUAGAUUGCUGGCAUUGAUUUUUCUUGUAUUUAUAGUAAUGUUAAUAUUAUGAGUAA
Neltuma alba is the source of this 1778-nucleotide messenger RNA. Its product is annotated as proline-rich receptor-like protein kinase PERK1. The record is from RefSeq and is a predicted model, not a curated record. Gene Ontology annotation, molecular function: protein kinase activity; ATP binding. The transcript is spliced from 8 exons. Bases 160 to 1344 code for a protein of 394 amino acids. Lineage: Eukaryota; Viridiplantae; Streptophyta; Magnoliopsida; Fabales; Fabaceae. Gene Ontology annotation, biological process: protein phosphorylation.